GUUUCUUUGAGAUAAGUUGAUCUAGUAUAAAAGUAUUUAAAAUGAAAUUCAACGCGAGUGUUGCGCUGUUUGCAGUGUUUUUGUUCGGUGUUAUUGUGUCUUUGAAUAGUUCGCCCAUGGUACCAAGCGGUGGCGAAACAUCAGGGACAUCAGAAACAUCAAACUCCUUGCCCGUAGCUAUAAGAAACUAUAUAUUGAGUGUUUUGACCUACAAUAGACCAGGAGGAAUACCCAAGAAUGAAUAUAAAUCCAUAACAAAUCCUGAUUUUUUGACAAAUUUAGAUAGUCUAAAAGAUAAUAGUUUUAUAUCAGACUAUUCGAAAUUUCUAUUAGACCCAGAGUUUAUUGCACGGGUUACCGAGGCCCAAGACCAAAUUCUUCUUGGAUUAAAAAAUGGAAAUUCAGAAGACCAAGAUAAAAAAGCAUCGGAUGCUUUACUCGAUAUAACAAUAAAGAAAAUAAAUGAGAAGAAG
Molecule: messenger RNA, 473 nt
Organism: Adelges cooleyi (spruce gall adelgid)
Lineage: Eukaryota; Metazoa; Arthropoda; Insecta; Hemiptera; Adelgidae
Exons: 5
Source: RefSeq, a predicted model, not a curated record